This is a messenger RNA of Brachypodium distachyon (stiff brome), 1916 nucleotides long. RefSeq lists its product as uncharacterized. Bases 678 to 1775 code for a protein of 365 amino acids. The record is from RefSeq and is a predicted model, not a curated record. The transcript is spliced from 2 exons. Lineage: Eukaryota; Viridiplantae; Streptophyta; Magnoliopsida; Poales; Poaceae.
GCGAGAGUCCCGACCCGAGCCAGCUCGCCUCCCGCCUGCCCUGCUGCACCGAUUGCCCUCCCAACCCUGGCUAGAUGAUUCCACCGCCCCCGCCGCCGUCAUUUCGCCCUCACUCCCUAGUUCGUCUUCCUCAGCCCUUCCACCGUGGUACUCCCUCUGUGUCCAUCUGAGUACGACUCCAAUAGUUCCACCUUGUUUCUCCGUGUCCGAGUCCAACUACAAGAGCUCGCCUUUCUGUCGUUAAAUACCAGUUAGAUCCACAAGUUUGACAAGGAUCCGUCUCCAUGUUCAGCAAGUAUGAUGAUGGCUCGCUGCAUCCGCCGACUCUGCGCCUCAAAUCCGGCGACUGCGAUGGCGACGACGGCCCCAUGGAGGAAGUCCUCCUCGAGAAAUUCGCCUACAUCGUCGACGAGCGGAACCACACCACCGCCACUUCCAAGACAAGGGACAACAAGGAUAUGCAGGUCACCUUCUUCCUUACUCCGCCGCCGCGCGUCUCCUACUUCUCCUGCGUCUGCACGGAGAAAGUGAACUACUUCGUCUCCGAGCCUAAGAUAAUCGCCGCGGAGGGUAACCUGGCCCUCAUCGUCUUGGGGCUCGGAUCAUUGUGCGGCCGAGGCCGCACCGAGCAUGACUAGUACGUCUACCGGGGCCCCGUCCGUGAUGGGGGGCGGCCGAUGCUCAGGCUGCUCGGGCACCCCCCUGACCCCGACCUUUUCCUGCACGGCAGACCAUACUACUUCCAUGAUGAUGAGGUUGGACUCCUGCGGUACCACAUCAACCGCGACCACAUCACCACUCUUGGUCGUGGUCAUAACAACCGGCACGACUAUGAGUACAUGGUAGCCGCAGUCUGCGCUCGGUAUGCCGAACCGGAUCAGUACGACCUCUACACCUAUGACUCCACAACUCAGGAUUGGGCGCGUCAGUCCACCACCCUGCCGGAACCGGACAGACAACAACUUUUGGGGUAUCAGUGUGAGAGGGUGAUCACCGUGGGGGGAGACGCCGGCACCAUGGGCUGGGUCGACUUCGGUCGGGGUAUCAUCCUCUGCGACCUGCUCCGGAAGGAGACCAGCCCCAAGCAUCUUCGCUACAUUAAGCUGCCAGACCCGAUCGAGCCAGACAAUAGGCUCCGCUGCACACCGCGGUGGUUUCAGGACAUCGCCUGUGUUCAAGGCCGGAUCAAGUUACUUGAGCUGCAGAUGGACAUCUGGCAGCCGUUCUCACGCACUGAUGGCCCCUAUGUCCAAACUGGUUGGACAGCUGUCCAAUGGAGCAGGACGGUGGAGGACGACAGCUCGGAAUGGUGCCUGGACAAGGAGCUCAGCGCUUCUGAGAUCAUCAUCCCCGCGGAUAUCGAAGAAAUGCUGCCUAGGCUGCCGGACAACGGUGGCAAAGGCACGGUGUUGGAGAGGUUACACGUUAAAUAUCCCACACUCAGCUUGCUGCCUGGUGAUGAUGUUGUCUGCUUCAUGGCUAAGCUCGACGAAUACGACGAUGACGCAUGGAUGAUUUCCCUUGACAUGAAGAAGAACACUCUGGUAGCAGUGGCACAGUUUGCGACUCAGAGAGGCUUCCGCGCCUUCAGGAAAACCACCAUCUCCAAGUAUCUCACCACGGCUCUAGGUAGUACAAAACAUAACGUGAAACGACCGGGGUGUCGUUGCCAGGAUUCUCUCACAAGAAGCUGCGUCCGACCUCUUCCAGGUAUCAUGAUCAACAAGGGGAAGGAACAGGUGAAGGCAUGGAUGAUAUGGACCUGGAGUAAUUAGGGCAUUGUUCCUUUAUUAUUGCCAAGAAACCCCUGGGUGGUCCGAAUUUUAUUUAUUAAGGUUAUGUACGGCUCAGUAGGAAUGAAGGGUGUCAAGGCUCAAGGGAGACAAUAUUCUAAACUCUCUUCAGAUGAUGUUGGC